Gloeophyllum trabeum ATCC 11539 is the source of this 1167-nucleotide messenger RNA. RefSeq names its product alpha/beta-hydrolase. The record is from RefSeq and is a predicted model, not a curated record. Bases 1 to 1167 code for a protein of 388 amino acids. The transcript has 4 exons. Gene Ontology annotation, molecular function: hydrolase activity. Lineage: Eukaryota; Fungi; Basidiomycota; Agaricomycetes; Gloeophyllales; Gloeophyllaceae.
AUGUCUUCUGACGCUGAUAGUCCUGACUAUAUCAGCCUGACGCUCCCUUAUAAAGUAUCAGGCGGAAAGCCCAUUCUUCUCGACCUAUACAUACCGGCACACACCACGUCCACCGAGAGCGACAUCGAUGCCAAAGGUAGUGCGGGCUUACCUUCUGUGGUUUACUUCCAUGGUGGAGGCUUGACCGUCGGGAACAAAACGUCCUGGUUUCCACACUGGCUUCAAACACGCCUCAAUAAAGCGGAAGUAAUCUUCAUUUCGGCAGACUACAGGCUCAUACCCCCCGCAACUGGACAUGACAUCCUUGCCGACGUCGUCGACCUGUUCGAGUUCCUCUCCACUCGGGCGAAUGAUCUCUUACACCAACACCUACCCGACACGACUACUCGACUAGACCCGGAUGCCAUGGCGGUGGCCGGGACAAGCUCGGGUGGCUUAUGUGCCUAUCUCGCUGCUAUGCAUGCUAGGCCAAAGCCAAAAGCUGUUCUGUCCAUGUACGGCAUGGGAGGCGACUUCUUGACGCCUCAAUACCUCGCAGUCAAAACCGAACCAUUCUUCCGGGGUAGAGAAAUGCUUGAUCCUGCGUCGUUCGGUCAAUAUACAUACCCAAAAAUGCAAUCCGGAAGGAAGUCUGGCUCACCACGAUCAGGGGACGAAGAAGCAAUGAUCAGCGAUUCGCCACUGGCUUAUCACCCGGCUACCUCACCUACGCCUGGGUAUCCCGCCAGUCCUCGUAUGCAGCUUACCCGGCUGUAUUUACAAUUGGGUGUCUUCCUGGACUAUUACACUGGAUGCCAUGAGCCAAGUCUCAGCGCCCAGCUUCGGGAGGCGCUGACGAGCUCAAGUGACGACGAUGCUCACUUAGAAGCCCACAUGAGGUCCCUGAUCCCAGAUGAACACUUGUGCCUCUUCCCGCAGUUCGACUCUUUGAAUGAAUGGCCGCCAGCACUGUUGGUCCAUGGAACGUCUGAUACAGCUGAUAAGAUUCGGGAAUCCGAGCACCUGCAUGCACUCCUUCAAGGCGCUGGAGUCGACGUUAUCCUGAAGCAAGUUGAGGGAGAGGAGCAUUCCUUUGAUUAUCAGGCCGAUGCAGAAGAGAGGUUUGGGCGCAUCAUGUUUGACGACGUUGCCGAAUUCCUUGUAAAGCGCCUGCAGCUGGGCGCUUAG